Rhineura floridana is the source of this 758-nucleotide messenger RNA. RefSeq names its product glycoprotein hormone subunit alpha 2 (gene GPHA2). The transcript is spliced from 4 exons. Gene Ontology annotation, cellular component: extracellular region. The record is from RefSeq and is a predicted model, not a curated record. Bases 84 to 476 code for a protein of 130 amino acids. Gene Ontology annotation, molecular function: hormone receptor binding; hormone activity. Gene Ontology annotation, biological process: cell surface receptor signaling pathway. Lineage: Eukaryota; Metazoa; Chordata; Lepidosauria; Squamata; Rhineuridae.
AGGAGACUGAUCACAGCAGCUGACAGAAGCCGGCUUUGUUAGCGAAUUGGAAUUCCAUCAAGCUGUGUGGAGACCUCCAAGUGAUGCCAUCUUUCCCCUGCACUGCCGUUGUCGUCUUCGCUCUUCUGCUGGCCAUCAGCUGCUGGAGUUAUGAAGCUGGCACCACUGGAGUUGGUUGCCAUCUCCGCCCUUUCAAUGUGACCAUCAAGAGCGACCACCGAGGGAACUGCCGCAGCAAGCACACAGUCCAGGCCUGCGUGGGCUACUGCGAGUCCAGCGCUUUCCCCUCCAAGUACUCGGUCCUCCUGGCCAGCAGCUUCAAGCACAACAUCACAUCCGUGUCCCAGUGUUGCACCAUUGCCAAAAUGCGGAAGAUCAAGGUGCAGCUGCGUUGUGGGGCCACCCGGCAUGAGACCCUGGAGGUGUUCACAGCCAAGACUUGCCAGUGUGACACGUGCCGCCUCUCCAGGUACUAGGGAACAGGCCUGGGAGAAGGCACAAACUUCUCCUCCAACCUGCAUUCGUGAUCAUCAGUGCUGCUUCCAUUCCCACCAAAUAUGUUGUCUCACUGUCUGCUGUUUAACGCAAGGAGGAGAUGGAACAGCUAUUAGCCCGGAUGGCUAAAUAGGACUUCCUAGUCCAUCGAGUACUAGAGGCUGGCAGUUGCGGGUGGGGUGGCUCUUACCUUUAUGCCUUGCUUCUGAGCUGCCCAAAAGUAUCUGAUCAUCAUUACCCACCAUAGAAAACAAGAUGCAACU